CCAUUCUCAUCCAUUCCCUUAAUCAAGGUGAGAUAGUGGUUUUCAAGUACUGAAAAAUCAUGGGCAAUUGCUUAGAGACAUGUAGAGAAAGCCAACAACAAGAAGGGGUGAAGAAACAACAGCAGCAGCAGCAACAACAACAUGAAGUAGAAGCUAAAGGAAGUGGUUUUAUUGAAGAAGAAGAAGAAGCAGAAGAAGAAGAAGAAAAAAAAGAUGUUGGGAAAGGUGGUCUCAGGGUGAAGAUAGUGUUGACAAAAGAAGAGCUAGAGUGGUUGAUGUUUCAGUUGAAGGAGAAGGAGAAGGAGAAAGGAAGGAAGUGCUUAGAAGAUCUAUUAGAGGAGUUGGAAGAGGGUAGAGGAAGAACUGAAGCAUGGAAACCCUCUCUAGAGAGUAUCUUGGAGAGUCCUGAAAUGCUUGAGAUGAACAGAUGAUUCAUUCCUCUACAAUAAC
Molecule: messenger RNA, 450 nt
Organism: Telopea speciosissima
Lineage: Eukaryota; Viridiplantae; Streptophyta; Magnoliopsida; Proteales; Proteaceae
Product: cilia- and flagella-associated protein 251-like
Exons: 1
Coding region: 60-431 (123 amino acids)
Source: RefSeq, a predicted model, not a curated record